Molecule: messenger RNA, 1653 nt
Organism: Dujonia railenensis
Lineage: Eukaryota; Fungi; Ascomycota; Pichiomycetes; Serinales; Debaryomycetaceae
Source: the annotation of a GenBank genome assembly
AUGACCUUUAACUUAUCUACUGACCUUCCAGCUUGGAAAAAAUUACAAGCUUUGUACAAUUCCUCAGGAAAGGAUUUCAAAGUCACAGAAGCUUUCCAAAAGGACCCUCUGAGAUUUGAAAAAUAUUCCAAGACCUUCACUAACUUCGAUGAUUCCGAAAUUUUGUUUGAUUUCUCUAAGAAUUUGAUUGAUGACGAAGUUCUUGCUGAAUUAUUGGAAUUGGCCAAGGAGGCCAAUGUGGAAGGUUUAAGAGAUGCCAUGUUCGCUGGUGAAAAGAUCAAUACUACUGAAGAUAGAGCUGUCUACCACGCUGCCUUGCGUAACAGAGCCUUGAAGACAAUGGCUGUUGACGGUAAGGAUACCUCUAAGGAAGUCGAUGAUGUCUUGCAACACAUGAAGGAAUUUUCCGAUCAAGUCAGAUCUGGUGAAUGGACCGGUUACACCGGCAAGCAAAUUACAGAUGUCGUUAACAUUGGUAUUGGUGGUUCCGACUUGGGUCCAACCAUGGUUACUGAAGCCUUAAAGCACUACGCUCAACCAGGUUUAAAUGUCCACUUCGUUUCCAACAUCGACGGUACUCACAUUGCCGAAACUGUUAAGGGCUUAAACGCAGAAACCACUUUGUUCCUUGUCGCAUCAAAGACAUUCACCACCGCUGAAACUGUCACCAAUGCAAACUCCGCUAAGACCUGGUUCUUGGAAUCUGCCAAGGAUACCAAGCACAUCGCUAAGCAUUUCGCUGCCUUGUCUACCAAUGCUGAAGAAGUCGCCAAGUUUGGAAUUGACACCAAAAACAUGUUUGGUUUCGAAAACUGGGUUGGUGGUCGUUACUCCGUCUGGUCCGCUAUUGGAUUAUCCGUUGCCAUUUACAUUGGUUUUGACAACUUCAACAACUUCUUAAAGGGUGCUGAAGCUGUUGACACUCAUUUCCAAACCACACCAUUAAGUGAAAACAUCCCAGUAUUGGGUGGUUUAUUAUCUGUUUGGUACAACAACUUCCAUGGUGCCCAAACCCAUUUGGUUGCACCAUUUGACCAAUACUUACAUAGAUUCCCAGCAUACUUGCAGCAAUUAUCCAUGGAAUCUAACGGUAAGUCUGUCACAAGAGGAAACAGCUUCACUGAUUACCAAACUGGUACCAUCUUGUUUGGUGAACCAGCAACCAACGCUCAACACUCUUUCUUCCAAUUGGUCCACCAAGGUACCAAGUUAAUUCCAGCUGAUUUCAUUCUUGCUGCUCAAUCUCACAACCCAAUUGAACACAACUUACAUCAAAGAAUGUUGGCUUCUAACUUCUUUGCCCAAGCUGAAGCUUUGAUGGUUGGUAAGGACAAGGCUCAAGUUGAAAGCGAAGGUGCUACUGGAGGUUUGGUUCCACACAAAAUUUUCUCUGGUAACAGACCAACUACUUCUAUUUUGGCCCAAAAGAUUACUCCUGCUGCUUUAGGUGCCUUAAUUGCCUACUAUGAACACGUUACUUUCGUUGAAGGUGCCAUCUGGAAUAUUAACUCUUUCGACCAAUGGGGUGUUGAAUUAGGUAAGGUUUUGGCCAAGGUUAUCGGAAAGGAGUUAGAAGACAAGACCCAAAAGGUUGAAACUCACGAUCCAAGUACCAAGGGAUUGAUCAACAAGUUUAAAGAAUGGUCCGCUUGA